CCACCCCGCAUCCCCAUCGUCCGAUCCGAUCCCACCCAAACCCCCAACCUCCGCCAUGUCCCACCACGACGGCAGCAAGCCCUACCAGCCACGCCGGGGCCCCGAGCGCCCCCCUCCUCCGGCCCCGGCGGACGAUGCGGCGGCGCACGUCGCGCCCACGGUCGACCACCUCGCCGCGGUGGCCGCCGAGGCCGAGGCGAUGGCCCGCUUCGAGGAGGAGCACCGCGCCCUGGGGGCGGAGGAGGAGUAUGAGGAGGAGGAGGAUGAGUUGGAGGAGGAGGAGGAGGAGAUGGAGGAGGAUGAGGACGCGCAACAUCAUGAGGGGGUGGGCGGCGAGGUGGCUGUCCCGAUGGACGCGGAGGCCGCCGCGCAGCUGGACCCGCACGGCGGGAUGCUCGCCGCCUCCGGCGCUGUCCAGCCCAUGGCGUCCAACCAACUCACCCUCUCGUUCCAGGGCGAGGUCUACGUCUUCGACUCUGUCUCCCCUGACAAGGUUCAAGCAGUGCUCUUGCUACUCGGUGGAAGGGAGCUGAACCCAGGUUUGGGCUCUGGAGCAUCGUCAUCUGCGCCAUACAGUAAGAGGUUGAAUUUUCCACACCGGGUGGCAUCUUUGAUGCGGUUCAGAGAAAAGCGGAAGGAGCGCAACUUUGAUAAGAAGAUCCGGUAUUCUGUUCGGAAGGAAGUUGCACUUAGGAUGCAGCGCAAUAGAGGUCAGUUUACAUCUUCAAAACCAAAGGGUGAUGAAGCAACAUCGGAAUUGACAGCUUCAGAUGGCUCCCCAAACUGGGGAUCAGUGGAAGGUCGGCCUCCCUCUGCUGCUGAAUGCCAUCACUGUGGUAUAAAUGCAAAGGCUACACCUAUGAUGCGUCGUGGACCUGAUGGGCCAAGAACAUUAUGCAAUGCCUGUGGCCUCAUGUGGGCAAACAAGGGGAUGUUGAGGGACCUAUCAAAAGCACCUCCCACACCUAUUCAAGUUGUGGCAUCAGUUAAUGAUGGUAAUGGAAGUGCUGCAGCACCUACCACCGAGCAAGAAAUUCCUGCACCAGCCACUGUCAAUGGCCACGAAUCAUCAACGUGAGUAUAGCGAUGUUUGUCUUGUGGAGGAUCGCGAACAUCAUGCCGGCAUUAUAUCCAUGUAGUUUAACUGUCUGUACUAUAACUUGAUGAGAACCUGUUAGGUACCUAGGCCAUUUCUUUACCAUCAUUUAGGGUUUGAAUGUUGUUCUGCAUAUGUUGUAAGCCAUGAAAAAUCAUGCUUCCGGUCAUUAUGGCCGUAGCAAUUUUAUUUCUUGUUAGACUCUUGGGUGGAAGUGAGAACAGAGAAGGUGAUGAAGUGAAUAUUUUACUUGUGUCUUGUAGUUAUUUAUAUUUAUCUCAAAAUUGAUUUAUCCCA
Oryza sativa Japonica Group (Japanese rice) is the source of this 1393-nucleotide messenger RNA. The record is from RefSeq and is a predicted model, not a curated record. Lineage: Eukaryota; Viridiplantae; Streptophyta; Magnoliopsida; Poales; Poaceae.